CAGCCGCCUUCCCGCCAGCUCCCCGAGGCCGGCUGUCCGCACAUCAGCCCUGCUCCUCGCAUUCCGCCCCGCAGCUCGGCACGGCCUUUCCCGGGGGCCGGGCAGGUACGCGGGGCCGCGCUUCCCUGCCGUGAGGUGUGUCCCUGGGUGGCGGUGACUUGGCGAGCGAUUGGGUAGGACGGGCAAGCGGCUCCCCGGCUCCCCUGCUGGGCUUCCCGGCGCCGCGCUCCCGCAGUAGCAGCGCGCUCCCCGGCCGCGCCGCCGCCCGCCCGCCCCGCUCGGCUCCGCUCGGCUCCGCUCCGCUCCUCCAGCGCCCGGUCCGGCCCGGCCCGGCCCGGCCCAGCCCGGCUCGGCCCGGCCCGGCCGGCCCCAGCCGCCGCCGCAUCAUGCCGCAUCCCUCGGUGCCCCUCGGGGCCGCCCUGCUGCUCGUCCUGCUGGCGGCGGACUCCUCGCAGACCGUGCUGUUGCGCGCCCCGGAGGCUGCCCAGUUCCUGCGGCAGAGGCAGCGGCGAGCCUACCAGAUCUUCGAGGAGACCAAGCAAGGGCACCUGGAAAGGGAGUGCGUGGAGGAACACUGCAGUAAGGAGGAGGCCCGAGAGGUGUUUGAGAACGACCCCGAGACGGAGUAUUUUUACCCGAAAUACUUGGCUUGUAUUCAGAAAUAUGGGUCACCGUAUACAAGAAGUCCUGAUUUCCUCACCUGCGUUCAUAAUUUGCCAAACCAGUGUUCUCCCGAUCCUUGUCACAAAGAGGGGACUGUCAAAUGUGAAGAUCUCAAGGGGGACUUCUAUUGUGAAUGCAAGCAUGGAUGGCAGGGAAAAACAUGUGAAAAAGAUAUUGAUGAAUGCAGAACGCAGAACGGUGGCUGUAACCAGCUCUGCCUCAACAAGCUUGGCAGCUACCAUUGUUCAUGCCUCAGUGGUUACACUCUUAAAGACAGCAAAACCUGUGAGGACAUAGAUGAAUGCGCAGCAGCAGCAGAUAUCUGUGGAGAAGCUUACUGUAAAAAUUUAAUAAGUUCAUAUGAAUGUCUUUGUGAUGCAGGCUACAAGUACGAUGAUGUGAAAAAGACCUGUCAAGAUAUAAAUGAAUGUGAAGAGAAGCUCUGUGAACAGACCUGUGUCAACUCACCAGGGAGUUAUACCUGUCAUUGCGAUGGCAGAGGGGGAGUAAAACUUUCUGAGGACAUGAAUACCUGUGAGAACAUAAUACCAUGUGUGCCUUUUGCUGUUGGAAAAAGUGCUAAAUCUAUGUACCUGGGGAGGAUGUUCAGUGGUGCUCCUGUCAUCAGGCUACGCUUCAAAAGGAAACAACUGACGAGACUUGUGGCUGAGUUCGACUUUAGAACCUUUGAUCCUGAAGGUAUCCUUUUCUUUGCUGGAGGCCAUCAAGACAGCACAUGGGUAGUUUUGGCUUUGCGCAAAGGACGGCUAGAGCUGCAGCUGAAAUACAACGGGAUAGGCCGCGUGACCAGCAGCGGACCUGUUAUCAACCAUGGCAUGUGGCAAACGAUCUCUGUUGAAGAACUCGAAAAAAGUUUGGUUAUAAAGGUCAACAGGGAUGCAGUUAUGAAAAUAGCUGUCUCAGGGGAUUUGUUUACUCUAGACAAAGGGCUGUAUCAGCUGAAUUUGACAGUAGGAGGCAUUCCUUUCAAAACAAAGGACCUUAUUCUACCGAUAAACCCUCGGCUGGAUGGUUGCAUGCAGGCAUGGAACUGGCUGAAUGGGGAGGACUUCACUAUCCUAGAGACCAUAAAGAUGAACGAAAAGAUGCAGUGCUUUUCUGUAGCAGGGCGAGGGUCUUUCUAUCCUGGACGAGGUUUUGCUGUGUUUAAUCUUACUUAUGUGCAGCCUAUUUCAGGAAAUGAAACCAAGACAAGCUGGGAAAUAGAAGUAAAUGCUGUGAUUCAACCAGCAACCGACACUGGUGCGCUGUUCGCUCUUGUUACAGAAGAAGCAUCUGUCCCUUUAUCGCUGUCUCUGGUUGACUAUCACUCCACAAAGAAACUGAAACAACAGUAUAUCAUCGUGGCCCUGGAGAACACAGUUGUGUCCAGACUGGCAAUAAAUCUCUGUGAUAAGAAGGAACACUCUGUGGACGUCUUCCUCAAGAAAGAUCACUUAUCCCUGAGGGUAGAUGGGAUAGCAGGAGAGAGUGAACUAAGCAUCUCUGAGUUAGAGGACAGUCUGUCCAUUUUGGAGAGCUCUUUGCAGUCAACGGUGAAGACAUACUUGGGAGGAUUACCAGAUGUUCCGGUCACUUCUACUCCAGUCACCGCGUCCUACCACGGCUGCAUGACCGUCAAGCUGAGCAACAAGGCACUUGACUUAGACGAGGCUCUCUACAAGCACAGUGACAUCACCUCACAUUCCUGUCCUCCAGUCGAGGCGGGUCAGUAGGUACCACUACAAUGCAAAAGUUUUAUAUUCAGAAACUUUCAAUGCUUUUCAUUUUUUUAAAAAAUAUAAAUUAUUCAGAUCUACCGCACUGCGUGUAUAGUUUCUCUUAAGCACUGAAGUUAUGUAGGAGCUACUGAUCCUCAUGUCAGAUUGAUUAUUGAAAUAGUCCUUUGCUUUGAGGUUUAAAGGUUGUAAUAUAUUUGUAAAUAGUUCAGAAGACUAAUGUUAAAUAAGUCAAAAGUACAGAAUAUACCAAAAGUGAAUGUUAUCUUUAGUCUGUAAGAGACAGUUUUAUCUGUAAUGUGGAAAACCUGGUAAUAUAUGAGUGUGGACUGGAUGAAAAAUAAUAAUUCUGUAUUAUUUUUUAUUAACAAACACUGCUUUCUGAUUUGCAAAAUAUGAGAGAAUAAAAUAUUUACAUACAAGUUUUUAAUAUACAUGUACUGAGAUUAUUCUGUAUUCUGUUAUUUGGACAUAAUGACUCAGGCUAUGUCUUGUGUGGAGAUUACACUGGUAAAGGGGGUUAUGUUAAGUUGGUUUGGGUUUUUGUUUGGAGGUGGGGGUCUUUAUGUGCUUAGGUCAGUAUUAUGUAUCUUCUGGGCUGGAGAGCAAAUGGUUGCUGCUGUUGUUAUUGCUAGUUUCUCUUUCUGGUACUACAGAUAGAAGACUUGAUUGUGACCUUUAGAAAAACUCUCGGUCAACAGAAAAUGGAAAACAGAGUUGGGUCAUCAGGAAGCAAUUAGUAGAAAAGACUCCAUAAGUUGAAAGCCAUAUGGCUUUUGUGUCAAUAACUGCUGAAGCAAAUGAUGAGGUGUCAAGAACUGGAGAAUAUUAUCUGGUGAUAACAUACUUUUGCUGCUCAAUUUUUAGGUUGGCUCAUUCACUGUGAGCCUAGUGAGAGCAGACAGGCUUGAGAGCGUGAGAGUUAGCCAGGCCAGAUUGCAGUCUGGUGAGAAUAUGCGUGGGGGUUUACUCAGGAGAGGUUGUAGAGUCAUAAAGUGCAUUCACAUUCUAAGCUAUCCUUGUGAAGCUGGGGUAAGAUUUGCCUAGCUUGCUCUGAGUCCCUUAAAUCUUGCUUUAUUUGGUCCUUGUCUUGCAUCAGAUUAAUGAACUGAGAAAGAUGGGUAUAUGCUGUGGUGGGAAUCCGAAUACUGGGGUGGAUAAGGUUGUCCCAUGCUUCGGAGGGUUAACAUGGAAAAGGUCUAAUUCUACAAGGUCCUUUAUAAAUUUUUCCUGGUCGUUCUACAUCAUGUUCUGUCUUAUCAAAUACAGAGAUGACAGAUUAGCCUAAUAAUUCAAAUGUGUGACAUCAUCUGUGACCAACCUAUGGACAUACGUGUCCCAGAGGAAAGGACAGAAGAGGGGGGAAGACUAUUCCAAACAUAUUCCUGGUAAGGAUCCCUGCGUUAUUUACCAGAGAAGAGGAAGGUGUACUCUAUUAGCCAUAAGCCAGCAAGACAUCAUAGCUCUGUAUUGUGACCAAAUCAGUCAGCAGUAAUGCAGUAGGGCAGAAAAGAUCAGAGCUUUAUCACUUUAAACUCAUUUACACUUAUAGAAGGACCUGUCAAAAGACUCUUUACACUCAGGUGUGACCAGAUGCAAGUUUGAAAGGAUAAUUGCUCACUACACAGUAAUAAUUUACCGGCAGAAUGUGCAUGGAUAGGAAAACCCAGAAGUAGUUCUAUGUUUUUGCCUUUUUUUAUUGAGCAAGGGGAAACCACAUUAUUCCUGAGAGUGCUUUCGUUAGAGUUGAUGGCUCUUGAUCACUUGUGAUAUGAUGGAGAACCCAAGAAACAUUAGUUUAGUAUCUCCAGUGAGAGCUAGGAAUCCUGAAGAUACUGUGGUUAAUAGCACUUCCACACUGCAGUGUUCUGUUUUCUGUGUGUUUUUCCAUGGUUAUUUUAGUCCUUUACCAAAAUAUAUCCCUGUGCUGGUUUUGCCGGGAUAGUGUUAAUUUUCUUCAUACUAGCUAGUACAGGGCUAUGUUUUGGAAACAGUCUUGGUAACACAGGGAUGUUUCAGUUACUGCUGAGCAGUGCUUACACCGAGUCAAGACCUUUUCUGCAACUCACCCCACCCCAUCAGUGAGCAGGCUGGGGGUGCACAAGAGGUUGGGAGAGGACACAGACAGGACAGCUGACCCCAACUGACCAGAGGGAUAUUCCAGACCGUAUGGCAUCAUGCUCAGCAUAUACAGCUGGGGGAAGAAGGAGGGAAUGGUCAGAGUGAUGGUGUUUGUCUUCCCAAGUAACCGUCACAUGUGAUAGAGCCUUGUCCUGGAGAUGGCUGAACCUGCCUGCUGAUGGGCAGUAGUGAAUGAAUUCCUUGUUUUGCUUUGCUCACAUGCACGACUUUUGCUUUACCUAUUAAACUGUCUUUAUCUCAACCCAUGAGUUUUCUCACUUUCCCUCUUCUGAUUCUCUCCCCAUCCCACCAGAUGGUAGUGAGCAAGUGGCUGUGUGGGCUUGAGCUGCUGGCUGCGUUAAACCAUGACAAUAUCUUCCACCUUUUUACCUUGGAGUAGCUCUAAGGAAAACAGUACAAACUUAGAAGACACCUAUUUUUUAAAGCAAGUAGAUGAAACAACCCCUGCUUUACUUUGUUCUUUUCAAAGGAAGCAUGUUAGCAAAACAGUCUUAUGGCUGACAAUUUUGUCUAAUUUCUGUGGUAGUUCCCAAAAAAACUACCAUGUGGCAUAAAUGAAUCACAAACAUGUCUGACCUUUGUGUUAGUGGCACUAUUUAUGAGGCCAGAAUUAUUCUGGAUCCUGGAAACAUGAAUACUGUGGUAGAGUAUGGUACUUUGCAGUUUCAGAUGUAGUAUUAUGUGAACAAGGCUGUAAUUCCAUUUUCUAAAUCAAUCUAAUUGAGAGCAAAAAAUUCUCCAGGACUUUGCAUUUGUAUGCAUGUAUAUGAAGAUCAUUUGCAUAGACCAAAAUGCACCCCGACCCAAAAUGUGGCUUAUAAGAGAAAGCCAGAAUUUUUAAGUAAGUCUGGAGAAUAACAGAAAAGGCGUGUUCUUUUGUGUCAAGCUGGAUUGUUUUUAAUACCCUACAGCAAACCAUGCUGGAAGAAGAGGUAGCUGCUUCUAUAGACAUUGAAAAGAGGAAAGUGAUAUGCAUUCCUUCGUUCCUUCUCAGUCAUUGUGCUUCAACCCAAGGCAAACACUGAUUUCACUUGUGUUCUGGUAGCAGGCUGGGUGCUCAGCUCAAAGGGAGCAGUAUGUUCUGGGCUUUGAGACACCAAAAUGAACACAGGUAGUUCCCCUGUUAGCAUUCAUAGCAAGUAAACUGUGUAGGUCCAAUUAUUUAAAGGUCAGGGUGACUGUGCCCUUCACAGCAUGCAUUUGCACAAGAACUGAGCAUUUUGGAUGUGUUAAAUUGAUGUUUAAAAGAAAAAUAAUGGUCUCCUGGUUUUCUCAACCAGGUUCAUGUAACUCACCUUAUCAACAAUACAUGUAAGGCAUCUUGGCCCUGAUGUUAAUAUCACUGGCCUAAAAUUGUGCAGCUCAGAAAAACCAUCUUAAUUGAACAAAAUACAGCUUUUAUGGUCCAUAUAAAUUAACCUCUGAUCUUAUGUGUAUUAGUACUGAAUCUGCUUUUGAUAUGUAGAGGUACAGCACAUGAAUUAAGAGAAAUUUCUUGACAGGAGGGAAGUACUAUGUAGAAGGAUGAUCACUCUUUGUUCUAUCUUCAGCUGGUCUGAUGGUGUCACUUCCUUUCAAAAGAAACUGUUAAGCUGGUUUUGUUUAUACAGGGGUUUUUAAUAUUUUCAUAAUAUGAAGCAGAUGCUUAGAAAGUUAAUAAGAAAUACCUUUCUUUCCCUCCUUUGCUCUUUGGUCUUUCAGGAAAUUUCUAUGGCUUCGUUGCUGUCUAGACUGUAAGAACUAUAUAGCAAAGCAGCACCACCACCCUUCCUGCAGGAGCAAAAUGCGGUGAAGCGAUGCAGCAGUCUGAUGGGUUUUCCUGCUGGUGUAGCCACUCCUGCCCCAAAACGUGGCAGCUGUGUGCUAAGAGGGAUCCCAGCUAAUGUGAUGCACAGCGAGGGGGCAGGGUGCACACGGCAGGGACACUACUUUGUUCCUGUCAAUGGCACUGCCACAGGUAUUGCUGCUCAAAACAUGUUUUUGUCUCUACACAAUAGGAGAAAACUUUAAAACUGUUCUGUUUCAGUCAUUGUAAAAUGCUUGGAUCAGGUCUUGAUCAGUUUAAAAAUAAAUAAUUGAGGUUUAACAUA
This is a messenger RNA of Strigops habroptila (Kakapo), 6634 nucleotides long. RefSeq names its product growth arrest specific 6 (gene GAS6). The coding region runs from base 387 to 2399 and encodes 670 amino acids. Gene Ontology annotation, cellular component: extracellular region. NCBI's taxonomy places the organism in Eukaryota, Metazoa, Chordata, Aves, Psittaciformes, Psittacidae. Gene Ontology annotation, molecular function: calcium ion binding. The record is from RefSeq and is a predicted model, not a curated record. The transcript has 15 exons.